This is a messenger RNA of Akanthomyces muscarius, 693 nucleotides long. RefSeq lists its product as uncharacterized. Gene Ontology annotation, cellular component: cytoplasm; nucleus. The transcript has a single exon. Gene Ontology annotation, molecular function: ribonucleoside-diphosphate reductase inhibitor activity. Lineage: Eukaryota; Fungi; Ascomycota; Sordariomycetes; Hypocreales; Cordycipitaceae. The coding region runs from base 1 to 693 and encodes 230 amino acids. The record is from RefSeq and is a predicted model, not a curated record.
AUGUCCAGCACUGCCCGAGUCAAGCGUCCUUUCGCCGGCGCCUCGGCGGACCCGUCCCAGCGCCAAAUCACCUCCUUCUUCGGUGCGCACUCUGGCUCGCCCGCCUCCGCCGAGACCGCACGCCAGCAGCAGCAACAGCCUACGCUGCCGGCGAGCAUCCAGUCAAACCUCCUGAGCGUCGGCAUGCGCGUCCGCAAGUCGGUGCCCGAAGGCUACAAGACCGAGGGCACCAGCGCCUUCAAGCUGUGGACCGACAACACCGUCCCCAACGCCCCCAAGGUCCGCAGCAGCAGCACCAGGGUCGCCUCGCGCGAGCUCCUCCCCUUUUGCGGCAUCAACAGGGUGGGAGGCUUCGAGUCGCAGCCCGCCUUUGCGCGCGACGACGUCCCCGACGAGGAUGCCGUGCCCGAGUUGACAAUGUCCCAAGAGACGGUCGACGGCGGCGAGGAGACCGCCACCACGCCCUCCCGCAAGCGCAUCUACGAUGACGACGAGGAUGCGCGGGAGCUCCACGGCGAGCUCAGCCCCGGAAGCCGCGGCAAUGCGCGCCUUCUGGCAAUUCCGCGCUCGCGCAAGACGAAGCCUGCCGUUGGCAGACACGUCGGACAGGAGAAUAUGAAGGUCGACCAGGACUUUGAAGACGCUGAGUUCCUCGUCUUUGACGAGGAGCAAGACUUGAACAUGGCUGUCUAA